GUUAGUUCGUUUGUUUCGUGUCUUUCAGCUGUGGUGACGAAAUGGGCGAUAAGUUCUGUGCGCGACCAGGUAGUCGGGGUUUAGUGUGCUGCGCUGGCUUUGGAGCGCGAUCUGGGUUGCGCUUUUGUUCUGCUCUGAUAGAGACUCUGAGUCUCAUUCUAUGCUCUUUAACGCUUCUCGUCUCCCCCAAGAUUUUGUCCCAAACCGCAUCAACACAACGGGGCAAGACCAAAAAUCCUCGCCCAGCCUCCUCGCUUCGUCGGCAGUGAGAGGCGCAGCGCCUUCCCGCCACCCUGAAUUCACAUCAAAUGCGGAUAGGAAAGGAGUAGAGCACGGUGCGGGGCGGAGGAUCCAGACAUCACUUCUCUCACUCAGGGCGCGCCACUCGGACAGUGGUGCGUGCUCUGAGAUGGAGUCUUCUGAGACGUGCUCUAGGGCCCAGGGGAGGAUGGGGAUGGUGGAGCAGAAUUGCUGGAUGAUUUGGAGGAUGAGGGUGAGCGGUGAGAAGGUGGGAGUUGUUGGGGAGAGAAUACGGGUGGAGAAACCAUCAUCGAUCAUAUCCCAACACUCACAGCCAUGUCCCCAACCCUCACCCUCCAAACCCCCCUCAUUCUCCUCUGCCGCCACUCCAGUUAUCAAAAGACGUCAAGGGCAGAGCAGGAAAUGAUGAAUCUGAUAGCCAUGGAGACCUGAGACAAAGACAAAUCGUCAGUGGCCAUGGGUGGUGGACAUGGCACAAAGACAUGUGGGGUGAAAUCUGGGGCAGGUGAGCACCGAACAAAGACAUUCAGUCUCAAAGUGAAACAAACAGGAUUCUAGGGAGACGGAAGCCCUGCAUCUAUGCCGCUCUAAUACCACUCCACCAGCCAAAUUUGGGCACCCAAUGUUUUUCUAUGCCCGUCAAAAGUUACAGGAGGUGGCACCACAGCCUCCA
Molecule: messenger RNA, 934 nt
Organism: Macroventuria anomochaeta
Lineage: Eukaryota; Fungi; Ascomycota; Dothideomycetes; Pleosporales; Didymellaceae
Exons: 1
Coding region: 161-667 (168 amino acids)
Source: RefSeq, a predicted model, not a curated record